This is a messenger RNA of Astyanax mexicanus (Mexican tetra), 6427 nucleotides long. RefSeq names its product Ras association domain family member 10b (gene rassf10b). Gene Ontology annotation, biological process: signal transduction. The record is from RefSeq and is a predicted model, not a curated record. NCBI's taxonomy places the organism in Eukaryota, Metazoa, Chordata, Actinopteri, Characiformes, Acestrorhamphidae.
UCUAAACUUUACUGCGGCGCGGCUCGUCUCGCGCGGUCAGCUUUCCGAAGCGCGCACUGGGACGGGGGACGGAGCUCGGAGCGUCCGCGCGGCGCGCGAGCCAGCGAAAACAAAUCCGGAGCUUGAGAUUCUUCCCGAAUGGUUCAGACUUUUUUUUUUUUAAAUCGGUUUUUCUUCCAGUUCGAUUCGUUUUCAGUGUGUAAAGAGAUGGAGCCCGAGGAAAGCAAGAUCUCCGUGUGGGUUUGCCGCGAGGAGAAGCUCGUGUCCGGUCUCUCCAAGCGCACCACGUGCGCUGAUGUGAUCAAGGUGCUGCUGGAGGAGCAGAGCUCCGGCGCGUGCCCGCGCUCCUACUGCAUCGUGGAGAAGUGGAGGGGUUCGGAGCGCGUGCUGCCGCACAAGACCAAGAUCCUGCGCUUGUGGAGCGCGUGGGGGGACGAGCAGGAGAAUGUGCGCUUUGUGCUCGUGCGCAGCGAGGCGUCCCUGGCCGGCGGUGCCCCUCGGAGCGCGGAAGCGCGCGUCGUGCUGAGCCGGGACAGCCCGCGACCGCCUCCUCAUGCUCGACCGCCGGCACGGCCAGCCGCGCUCUCGCGCGAGCGGCAGCGGCGCAUCGUGCGCAAGGCGUUCAGAAAGCUAGAGAGGAUGAACAGAAGGCGCGCGCGAGCCGCGGCAAGCAAGGACACGCGCUCCGCCGAGAGGAUGGAGACGCUCGUGCACGUGGUGGUCUCGCAGGACCACACCAUCCGGCAGCAACUCCGCAGGCUCGAGGAGCUGGACGCGGAGAUCGACCGGCACGAGGCGCGCGUGCAUUUGGACCGCGUCAAGGCGCACGGUGCCAACUACGUGCAGGACACGUAUCUAGUGGGUGCUGGAGAACAGGACGGUGCGCCUGUGACGCUGGAGGAGCAAAAAGGUGGUGAAGGCAGGGGUAGGACCGUGCGCCCCCCUAAAGGGGUCCUCCUAGCGCUCCGUCUGGAGGAGUAUGCGGACCGGUGCGAGGAGGUGCUGCGUCUGCACGAGGACCUGGCGGAGCGCGAGGCCCUCGCUUCCAGUCUGACCAGUCAGCUCGAGGAGGAACUGAACCGGCGCUGGAUGGAGCGCAGGCAUAAGGAGCUCGCGACAGCAGCAGCUGCUGCAGCACCUCCGGGAGCUGAAGAGGGGGAGGUCUUGGAAGAGGAGCGCGUGAGAACCGAGCUGGACACAAGUUUGUACAUCGGACUGAGGCUGAGCACGGACAUGGAGACGGUGAAGAACGAGCUGGACUUGAGCCAGGAGAUCUGGGAGGCGAGAGAUAAGGAGCUGAGGGACCUUUUGGACAAGGUGGACUCGCUGGAGCUGGAGGAUGAUGAGGAUGAUGAUGAGGAUAAUGAUGAGGAUGGGAAUGUAAAUAGGCAUGAGGGGGAAGAAGCAUGUGCGAGGAGGCUGAAGGACAGCACAGACCCAGAGAGUACCAGGGUCUCGUCCAUUCAGUGCCCCAAUGGAUGGGUGGAACAGGCCAGGGGGCUUUCAAAGACCUGCAGCAACAGCAAUGAUGACGAUUCAGACACUGGACUGAGCUCCAUGCACAGCCAGGACUCGGACAGUGCGCCCGUCUGCGAGUCUUUAGUAUAGCAGAGCACAGCUGUGCUAUGGACACUCAAUACACAAUGCAUGUCCAAUCUUCAUAAUAAUGGUGCCAUAAUGGAACAGUGGUCUCCAAAUGGUCUGGAGAGCUCCUGGAGAGCUAACUUCCACCAGACUUUGGACCAAACUCUUAUCUAACUCAAAUCCAACUGAUGCAACGUGCAGCUUUCAGAAGUCUUUGGCUAUGUUCACAUUAGAUUUAAGUCAUUAAUUAGCAGAGGUGUCAAAUGAACCAAACUCAAAUACUUUGUUUUCUUACUUAGAAAUGUUGGUUAUCUACACUUUACUGGAGUAAUUAUAUUUUUCAGACAACUUUUUACUUCUACUCCUCACAUUUUCACACAAUUAUCUGAACUUUCUACUCCUUACAUUUUCAAAAUAGCGUCGAUACUCCUAUUUCAAUAAAACCCCUAUCCAGAUAAAUCUCUCCAUCCAGAUAGAGUGAAUCUGAUUGUGAUUGGAUGUAGAGAAGUAUAAAAAUGUACCAUUCCGACUCCCUAUUGGUUUAUACUGUGAUCCAUCACACCUGCACACGUCACGCCUCCCCCCCACACUUCAGCAAGAACAUAGCAGACGUAUGUAGCCUCGAAUGAGUAUGAUCCAUGCAGAGACUCAAGAGAACUCCAGACAAACUCCAGUCCAACUAAGCUUCUUUAAUAUACUUACAUUCAUUUGCAAUAGCCAUACACAGCUCUGGCAAAAAAUAUAUAGAGACCACCUCAGUUUAUGAAUCAGUUUCUCUGAUUUUGCCAUUUAUAAGUAUAUGUUUGAUUAAAAUGAACAUUGUUGUUUUAGUCUAUAAACUACAAUAUUUGGAACAGCAUUUCUCCCAAAUUCCAAAUAAAAAUAUUGUCAUUUAGAGCAUUUAUUUGCAGAAAAUGAGAAAUGGCUGAAAUAACAAAAAAGAUGCAGAGCUUUCAGACCUCAAAUAAUACCUCAAUUAAAGAAAACAAGUUCAUAUUAAUAAAGCUUUAAGAGUUCAGAAAUCAAUAUUUGGUGGAAUAACCCUGGUUUUCUUGACAUGUUCUCCUCCACCAGUCUUACUCAAUAUUACCCAUUACCCAUAUUCAAGCAGUUCAGCUUGGUUUGAUGGCUUGUGAUCAUCCAUCUUCCUCUUGAUUAUAUUCCAGAGGUUUUCAAUUUGGUAAAAUCAAAGAAACUCAUCAUUUUUAAGUGGUCUAAUUUUUUCCAGAGCUGUAUGCAGCUGAAACUGGGAGCCUAGUUUUAUACUUUAAGUACUUUUGAAAGCUGUACUUUUACACUUACUUAGUAAAAAGCUUGAGUUGAUACUUUUCAUCUUCUACAGAAGUAUUUUAAACCCUAGUAUCUAUACUUCUAUCUACAGAAUAAUGGAUCUGAAUACUUUUGACAUCUUUGCUAAUUAGAUAACUUACAUUUAUAAACAUGAACCAACAAGGUAUGUUGAAAACCAGUGCAACUGAGAUCUGAGCUAAAUAUGAUCUGAGCAAACAUAAAGGAAUUGAUUAUGGUUUGUAUUGGUUUUAAUGUGAACCUAGCUUUGCUUAGCUGAAAGUGGUGUGUCUGAUUUAGGUUGGAGUAAAGGAGCACUGGUUCAGAAACCAUUACUGAUGGUCCACAUUGUGAUUUUCCCCUCUUUACCAACACCUCAGGACCUGGGGGACUGGUUUUAGAACCGCGUCGCUUUUUGUAAAUGACAAGAAGAAUCUUUUUACAUUAAAGGGCUCCACGUAUAUUAAAUAUCCAUAUUUCAAAUUUCUUUCUGAAGUUGUUUGUAGUAUAUGGGUGGGCGAUAUGGCCCCAAAAUAAUAUCACAAUAUUUCAUGGUAUUUUUGCGAUAAUUAUACUCAUGGUGAUAUGACAAAACACUGAAUUAAAAAAAAAUAUUUCAAGAUAUGCAGGGUUCUUGCAGCAUUUUAAAAGUCAAAUUUAAUGGUUUUAAAGACGUUUUUAAGUCUUUAAUAAAUAUAAUUUUAGACCCAAAAAUGUAGUCAUAAUUUCUUUAGUUCUCUUCCGGGUAAAGUUAGUAUGUUCGCUAUCUCUCCGCUAACCUUAGUUCUAUCCUUGGUAAUGUUAGCUAGCUUGUUAAAGCUAGCUUAAGUCAAUAUGUUAGCUAGAUUGCCGCUAACCUUCAUCUAUCCUUGGUAAGGUUAGCUAGCUCGUUUUAGGUUGCUAGCUAAAGUUAGUAUGUUAGCUAAAAUGCUACUAACAUUAGUUAGCUUGCUGCUAAUGUUAGUAUGUUAGCUAACUCGCUGCCAAUAUUAUCUAGCUUUCUGCUAACCUUAGUUCUAUCCUUGGUAACGUUAGCUAGCUCGUUUAAGCUAGCUAAAGUUAGUAUGUUAGCUAGCUUGCUGCUAACAUUAGUUAGCUUGCUGCUAACGUAGUAUUUUAGCUAACUAGCUGCUAAUGUUAGCUAGCUCUCCGCUAACCUUAGUUCUCUCCCUGGAUUAGAUGUUUAUGGUAGGCCAUUUAAGACCUUAAUUAUCAAGAUUUUAAUUUAAGACAUUUAAAGACUUUUUAAGGACCCGCAGGAACUCUGAUGGCACACCCCUAACUGAGAUAUUAAAAAAUACAAGAAUUUUAUCAGAUUUGUAACAGAACAGGGUAGUAACUUAAAAGUGUUAAACAAUCCAAACUAAAUACUCUGUGAAGCUGUUAACUUGCGGUAUAUGAGGCUGGUAACUGAUGAACUUAUCCUGUACAACAGGAUCCUGUCCUUGCUGUUCCUUUAAUGGGGCAAUCCUGGUGAGAGCCAGUUUCAGCAAGUAGUUCUUGCCACAAUAUGGAUUAGAACAUUACUCAAAUAGAGCUAUUCACUGUAUACCUGUAACUCCACCUCUUUACUACUUUACAACUGAUGCUCUCAAACACAUUAAGAGGCAAGAAAUUCAAGUAAUUAACUCUUGAUGAGUUCAGCACAGCUGUUAACUGAAAGCCUGAAUUCCAGGUGACUCUACCUCAUAAAGCUGACUGAGAAAAUCCAGCAGCCAAGAUGUGCAAAACUGUCUAAUCUAAGAAAGAGGUGCUACUUUAAAAAAAUGUAAAACAUAAAAUAUUGUGGUUUGCUCACUGAAUAAUUUCAUAUGUUUUUAUUUACAGUUUAGAUGACUUAUUCUAUUAGUAUUAAUCUAAUACAGAAUUUAAGGUGUGUCCAAACUUUUGACUGGUACUAUAUAUUUUGUAAGAAUAAACAAAAAAGGAAAGUUACACAAAGCAUGUUUUACUGACUGGAUGAUUACGUUUAACACAAAAACAAUAAAGCCAUUCUGCUUAUUAAUUAUUAAUAAAUUAAUUAAGCUGCUCUCGGUUGAAUGUCUUCUAGGGCUGGGCAAUAUAUCGUAACAUCGUUUCCUGCCGGUUCUUAAAAUUUCUUUUACCAUCUCAAACAUAAUCAUCCAGGGCAGUUUGCUGAGUCAAAUAAGCAAAAAGUGUGCAAUUAUAUAAUGUUCAUGUCUAAUGUUUAUAUUAUUAUUUAUUCACACAGUUAAAAAUCAGUUUUUAAAUACAGAACAUGCUAUUAUAUGGAGUUACAAACACUAUUUCUCUUAUUAAGCAUACUGAGAUAUGAGUUUUUUAUUCAAUGUCACUCAGCCCUAGAUUCCAUUUACAAACAAAUGACCAAAGUACAUUUUUUUUGGAAUUUAUCACACAUAAGGCAUGAAUAACAUAGAUUAAAUAUAAUGAUAAUUACAAUAUUUUGCCCAGCCCUACCACGAAGUGUCAGACCAUGUAAAGUUACAGAGUGGGCUCACCGAGUGCUGAGGAGCACAGUGCAGAAAAGUGUCCAAAGCUCUGCUGACUCAGUGUAGCUGUCCCAUGUAAAGUAUGUAAAUGUGUCAAUUAUGUUAAAUCACAAAAGCAAUAGGCUUAAUACAUAUUUAGUUUGCAGCUUAGUUGGGGAGUAAAGGUACAAUUUGAAAGUGUAACAGUGUUUGCUACUUGCUACUGACUACAGUCAAACUCUUAUUUUAGAAUAUUCCAUAAUAUGGUCUCUUUAAUGAACCUCAUUAUGAAUGUAAAGAAUCAAUCAAUUAAAUUCAUUAAUUUUAAAGGGUACAGAAGCUUUAAAUCAUGGAAAAGGUCUAAAAAUUAUUAAUCAUAUAAAAAUCACACUAAAAAAUCAUCACACUUCAUGUCAUUAUAACAGAAGGGGCUGUAGGAGCCAAAGUCCUAUCCUCUUGGCAGCUAUUAUUUCUAUGAAGAGUUCAUUUCUGGUUAGGAUGACCAAUAAGAUUUAUCUGAUUACCCAGAGUGUUAGUUUGACCAAAGUCAAGCAUAUAUGCACACAGACUGAACCAAUAUGGGGGUAAAUAUGUGAACGUAUUAAAUACAUCCAUCCUCUAGUUCUAGUCUUACUACUCCAGGAUCUAAUUUUCCAAAGAUAUCCAGCAGACACCACUGGACAACUGUGGGGGAAGUCAAACAUCUCUUAGAUACUUUGGAGUGUUUUUCAUUACAUUUAACACAUUUUAUAAAAGUUAAUUAAUGGUUUAAAAAAUAUUCCUAUUCAUUACUCUGUAGGUAGAAGUAUAAAUACUAGGGUUUAAAAAACUUCUGUAGUAUCAACUCAAGCUUUUUACAACAAAAAAGUGUAAAAGUACAGGUUUCAAAACUACUUAAAGUAUAAAACUAAAAGUAAUAUAAGGGGAAAAAAAGGAGAAACACAUUUUUCUAAAAGCCAUAAUGACUAUAAUGUUAUAUUAAAAUAUUGAUGUUGAUAAAUUGGGUAUGCACUAGACUCCCUAGUGUAUCAGCUGCAUAUAUACAUGCUGAUUGUAAAUGAAUGUAUUUUAGUAGAAUGUAAAUAUAUUAAAGAAGUUUAGUUGGA